Molecule: messenger RNA, 789 nt
Organism: Paramecium octaurelia
Lineage: Eukaryota; Ciliophora; Oligohymenophorea; Peniculida; Parameciidae
Source: the annotation of a GenBank genome assembly
AUGGAUUCUAAAUAAUCAAAAGCAAUAGAGAAGAUUGAAAAGGCUGGCUUCCUCGAGAAGCAUAACCAACUAAUUGCUUAAGGUUACACUAAUCCCUGGUUCAAUUAUAAACUUUUAAAGGAUUAUGAUGGAAAUCUUGAUUAGGUUAAAGUUGCCUACAAUGAAAAUAAAAAAAGAAAAGAUGAACAAAAUGGCAAAGCUCUCAAGAUUUUGGAAACUAUGGGGUGGUUAAAUAAACAUUAAGAACUUGUUCAAAAAGGAUUUAUUCAAGUCAAAAAAAAUUUAAAAGCAUUACUUGCAACUGAAGGAGAUUUACCUAAGAGCAUUGAAAAAUUAAGUAUCAAGAAGACCUUUUAAACUGAUUAACCAAUAGAUCAAAUUAUAGAGUAACAUGGUUUCAAAGUUUAAUAUGAUAAAUUAAAAGAAAUGGGUUAUGACAACUAAAAGAGAAUUGUGAGAUUGCUAUUGAAAUUCAAUGGUAAUUUGGAAUCGAUUGUUGAUAAGCUAUUGAAUGAGAAAGGUUGUAAAAGCGAACAUUGUAAGAAUAAAGGAGAAAAAUGUUAAAAAAACAAAACUUCUUAAGAAUUUUAGGAAUUUAAAUAGAAAAAGUAAGAGUACAAGAAGAAGGUGGUUGAGUUAGAGUAAAGUGGAAUUCCUCGUAAUAGAGCAGUGAAACUUUUAGCUAUUUGGAAUGGGGAUGCCGAUGCUGUUUUAAAAUGUGCCAAAUAAGUUAAGCCUUAGGCUGAAACAUAAACUUUGUAAGAACAAUAAGUUCUUGCAUAAGAAUGA